This is a messenger RNA of Globicephala melas (long-finned pilot whale), 3774 nucleotides long. It is a transcript of the gene GCNT1, whose product is annotated as glucosaminyl (N-acetyl) transferase 1. The record is from RefSeq and is a predicted model, not a curated record. Gene Ontology annotation, molecular function: beta-1,3-galactosyl-O-glycosyl-glycoprotein beta-1,6-N-acetylglucosaminyltransferase activity. NCBI's taxonomy places the organism in Eukaryota, Metazoa, Chordata, Mammalia, Artiodactyla, Delphinidae. Gene Ontology annotation, cellular component: membrane.
GGCCCGAAGCCGCGCGGCGAGGUCUUCCAGCGCCACCGGCGCAGCCCAGCGCAGCGUAAAGCCAGGCGAGGAGAGUACCCGCGCGGCCCAGCACCUUCCAGCGUCCUCGGGACCAGGCGCUCGCUGCUGCCCUUUCUCUGGACGCCGAGCAAAACACAGGCACCCCUGCCUGCUGCACACUUCUCAUCUUUCCCGUUGGAUGAGGUCACUUGUACGUCCAGCCUCGGCCUUAGGGCUGCCCAGGUGGAGGAAAGGCAUCAGUAUUCCAGUGAAGGACCUUUUCCAGGGCACUCACAUGACAGUUGCCAAGUCCUGUAGUAGGUCCUGGGUGAGGAAGCCUUGACUCAUGGGACAUAACAGCAUUGCUGGAUGCCUGGUACAUUUAAGAAACCUGACUGCAUAAGAAGCACUCUACAUGGGCAGAGGAUGUUACCUGGAAUCAGAGCACUAAAUGAUCCCGACUUUUCUUGAUUUAAAUGUGCUGCCCUCCAUUUCAAGAUGCCUUUGCAUUUCUGAUAAAUGCAAACUGACAAAUCUCCAGGCCACCACAGAGGGGAAAUCAUUACUGCUUGAAGCCUGGAAGACUGUCCUUAAUAAAUCCAAGUCCCCAAUUGUUGUUGAAAUGCUGAGGAAGUUGCGGAGGAGGAAACUUUUUUCUUAUCCCACUAAAUACUACGUCUUCCUUCUUGUUUUUUCCCUGGUCACCUUCUCUGUUUUAAGAAUUCAUCAAAAGCCUGAAUUUGUAAACGUUGGACAUUUGGAGCUGCUUGAAGAGAAUCCUAGUAGUAAUAUUAAUUGUACCAAAGUUCUACAGGGUGACGUAGAUGAAAUCCAAAAGGUAAAGCUUGAGAUCCUAACAGUGAAAUUUAGAAAUCGCCCUCGAUGGACAAACUAUGACUACAUAAACAUGACCAGUGAUUGUGCUUCUUUCAUCAAGAGGCGCAAAUAUAUUGUUGAACCCCUUAGUAAGGAAGAGGCAGAGUUUCCAAUAGCAUAUUCUGUAGUGGUUCAUCACAAAAUUGAAAUGCUUGACAGGCUCCUGAGGGCCAUUUAUAUGCCUCAGAAUUUCUAUUGCAUUCACGUGGAUACAAAAUCAGAGGAAUCCUUUUUGGCCGCGGUGAUUGGCAUUGCAUCCUGUUUCAGUAAUGUCUUUGUGGCCAGUCAGCUGGAGAGCGUUGUGUAUGCAUCUUGGAGCCGGGUCCAGGCUGACCUCAACUGCAUGCAGGACCUCUACCGAAUGAACGCAGACUGGAAGUACUUGAUAAAUCUCUGCGGUAUGGAUUUUCCUAUUAAAACCAACCUGGAAAUUGUCAGGAAGCUCAAGUCGUUAAUGGGCGAGAAUAACCUAGAAACGGAGAGAAUGCCAUCCAAUAAAAAAGAAAGGUGGAAAAAGCAUUAUGCAGUCGUGAAUGGAAAGUUGACAAACAUGGGGACCGACAAAAUACAUCCUCCUCUUGAAACACCUCUGUUUUCAGGCAGUGCCUAUUUUGUGGUCAGUAGGAGGUAUGUGGAGUAUGUGCUCGAGAAUGAAAAAAUACAAAAGUUUAUGGAGUGGGCAAAAGACACAUACAGCCCGGACGAGUAUCUCUGGGCCACUAUUCAGAGGAUCCCCGAAGUCCCAGGGUCACUGUCCUUAAGCCAUAAGUACGAUAUGUCCGACAUGCAAGCAAUUGCCAGGUUUGUCAAGUGGCAGUACUUUGAAGGUGACAUUUCCAAGGGCGCUCCCUACCCGCCGUGCAGCGGCGUCCACGUGCGCUCCGUGUGCGUUUUCGGAGCGGGUGACUUGAACUGGAUGCUGCGCGUGCACCACUUGUUCGCCAACAAGUUCGACACGGACAUCGACCUCUUUGCCAUCCAGUGUUUGGAUGAGCAUCUGAGGCAUAAGGCCCUGGAGACAUUAAAACACUGACCCUUGGAGGCAGUUUUAGAAAUAAUCAGGAGGCAUGAGAUGUACCCCAUUUGAUUCUUCCACCUAUAACUCUUCAAGCCAGAGAAGCUCUAUGGUUUCUGCAGAGCAGGUCGGUUAGAGAGGUUGUAGCCUUCGGGCUUGACUUAGAGUUAGUGAGAGUGUAGGGCAGGUUGCAGGGCGUUGUGCGGGGGAGUGGGCCGGGUGGCUGGGGAAGAGGUUGAACGGAAGUUAUCCUGUUAAAAGAACUCAGGGACUGAACAAAACCCGAAGGUUUGACCUGUGCCAAAAUUACUUGGAGAGCUUUAAAUAUGAUGGUUUUUCCUGAUUUGAAUAGAUUUAUAGCAACAGCCAACAAUCAGGAUGUAAUUUAUCUUGUAGACCACAUUUGUUGAAAGAGAAAUUUGACUUUAUUCUAAAUGAUCUUUGUAAAUGAUUGACUUUCUGCUGUAACAUUGCAUUGUGUUGUGUAUCUCUAUAUGCCGUCUCAGGGAACUUGGAAAAACGGGCUUGACUGAAUGUGAAUAUUUCCCAUUUAUGCUUUUAACAAUGUACAUAUGUUUUUAACCCCCAUCCCCGCCCCCCCGCCAAAAAAAAGACCUUAUAGUUGAUUCUAUGAAUCAUCUUAGGUUAUUUACAAAGUUAAGGUAGCUUUGAUUAUUAUAGUGUCUACAGAGUAAUACUCAAUUUUUUUCAAAUAUGUCUUGCUUCUCCUCCUCCAGUCUCCCUAGACCCUGCUAUCAAGCUGUACAUAAACUUGUUUUCAUAGUGCCCCAUAUUCCUAGUGUCCCAUAUUACAGCCUCAGUUCUCCUUUGUGAUCCGAUUGGCAGUCAUUGGUGUGGAGAGCUAAGACAGAAAGGGUGAAGUGUAAGUAUGGCAGAGGGGAGGAGGAGUCAUAUGUCGAUAAUCUCUGAGGCCUAUGAUGCAGCAGUCGGUACUAUCCCCAGAAAUUAAGCCUGUUGCUCUUUGGGUCUGCUUGUGUGCAUCCUCCAGGCUCUUGCAUCCGACUGUCACCUCUGUCGCCUUUUGAAAGGAACUGGCUUCCCCGUCGUCUUGCUUCUUCAUGUUACCUGCCCGUUCAUUAUUCGUUAGCUCUUGCAUUUUAAGUUCCCUUCUCUCUCGGAACCUAUGAGGAGAGGAAAGGUGUGCUGUUGUACCACCUGGCAUGCUUGAAGGCCUGGGUAUCCUAAAGGGAACAUUAGGUUUGGGGCGGAUUGUCUCAGUAUUGAUAUUAUUCUCAGCAUAUGGUUUUUACUCUAUUUUUCACUAAAAGACCGAUUUGCGGUUGCUAUUGUGCUGUCUCAAAUCUCAAAGUAAAUGAAGAUUAAAAAAAAAAACCAACUUGCUCUUUUGCUAAGCUGAUACCAUUCAGCCAUCGAUCUAAUAGGAAAUGAGAAGCUUUAUCAUUUAGCUGAGACUUCAAACAAGAAUCAAAUCCAUGCACUUUAAAACUUAGACAACUUAAAUAGUAUAUGGGAAAUACAUAAUAUCAGACAGUUUUCAGGCGUUCAACUGAUAAAACAUUUUAUUCCUCAGAGUUAGGAAACGUUUUUAUUUUAUAGAGUGGUUUGUUAUACUGACUCUCCUGAAUGAAAGUUUCACACUUUUGGAAACUUAAUCAUUUGUAAAUGUGCAUGUCAGUGGAUUUGCAUGAUUUGACAGGGCAGCCAAUGUUGAAUCAAGAAAAACAUACCCACUUUGAAAAUUCAAGAGGUGAUGUCGGUGAGGACAUUAUAUGCAUGGCGUUCUGUCUCUGUUGGCUUCUAAACCAAUUUGUUCUUUGAAUGCACGUCACAUGUCCCUCCCAUGCUCUCUUUUAGAAGAAAGAUUUUACCUGUAAGUUGGGCCGUUUUUUUUUUUUUUUUUU